Racocetra persica is the source of this 389-nucleotide messenger RNA. NCBI's taxonomy places the organism in Eukaryota, Fungi, Glomeromycota, Glomeromycetes, Diversisporales, Gigasporaceae. The record is from the annotation of a GenBank genome assembly.
CGGUCAAGGUGUUCCAUUAGUAUGGUUAUUAACAGAAUCUCAAGACUCUGAAACAAUCAAGCUAUGGCUUUGUGCUUUGAAAGAGGAUGGUUGGAUUGAUCUGGUAAAUGUAAUCUUGGAUAAUGAUAAUGCAGAAAUUAGUGCAAUUUGUGAUAUUUUUACUACGUCAAAUAUUUUUUUAUAUUGGUGGCAUGUCAAACGCGCAUGGCGUAGGUGGAUUAAUAAACAAAUAUCAGGAAAAGAGCACAAUAAUUUGUUUCAAGAUAUAAAUCAACUACUUAGUAUUUCUGAUGAAAGUGAGGUGAAUAAUACUCUUAUUAAAUUUGAGCAAAAAUGGCAACAUACAGCUGCGGUACAAUAUUUUAAUGCUCAAUAUCGACAAAAAAAAG